AUGAUCCGUUUUCUGCGCGGUGAAUUGGGUAACGGUCGUACGACCAGUGUCCCAGCAUCAUUGAUCAUACCUGCUGCUAUUGAUGCACAUCGAUUUUGCGAGUCUACUCAAUCAGAUACAGCUAUCUUCAGUCGAUUGUGCCCUGCCAUCAAGGGCAAAAGAAGAUCUGCUUCGAUCAUAAGAUCAUUCGAGCUCGAUACAGGCUAUGAAAUUGCAGUAGCAAGCGAGUCUCUGGCUGUACUUGCCCUCAGUGACGAUCUCGCUGAAAUAUAG
Melampsora larici-populina 98AG31 is the source of this 273-nucleotide messenger RNA. RefSeq lists its product as uncharacterized. NCBI's taxonomy places the organism in Eukaryota, Fungi, Basidiomycota, Pucciniomycetes, Pucciniales, Melampsoraceae. The transcript has 4 exons. Bases 1 to 273 code for a protein of 90 amino acids. The record is from RefSeq and is a predicted model, not a curated record.